Messenger RNA from Liolophura sinensis, 5279 nucleotides. RefSeq names its product xanthine dehydrogenase/oxidase-like. The record is from RefSeq and is a predicted model, not a curated record. Bases 204 to 4085 code for a protein of 1293 amino acids. The transcript has 32 exons. Gene Ontology annotation, molecular function: oxidoreductase activity; molybdopterin cofactor binding; FAD binding. NCBI's taxonomy places the organism in Eukaryota, Metazoa, Mollusca, Polyplacophora, Chitonida, Chitonidae.
CUACAAUUACACUGUAAACAUAUGUAGAUUGUCUCAUUAUGGGUACUAUAAAAGCUGAAGUCUAGGUACCUUGCAAUCUUUUCAGUGUUUGACAGGCAUUAGCAUAACGAUGUAUAACACAUCACUGACCUUAUAACCUGGUUAUUAGGCCUUUGUGCACCAACUGACACUGAAAGCACUGGUUGUACACAUCUCCAGAAACCAUGGCGGUAAAUACAGAUAUGCUGGUUUUCUUUGUCAAUGGGAAAAAGGUUUGUUUGAGAAACGUUGAACCAGAGACUACACUGAUGGCCUAUCUCAGAAGAGAUUUGGGAUUGACAGGUACAAAGAAUGGCUGUGAUGAGGGCUCAUGCGGCGCGUGUACAGUCAUGGUUUCAGCGUACAACAGGGACAGCGGUCGCAUAGUACAUAAAGCACUGACAUCCUGUAUGGUGCCUAUCUGCACUCUCCAUGGACUGGCUGUUACCACCACAGAGGGUAUUGGCAGUUUGGCAACUGGACUUCACCCAGUUCAGGAGCGCAUUGUGAAGUUCCAUGGGACUCAGUGUGGCUUCUGUACCCCAGGCAUGGUGAUGAGCAUGUACACCUUGUUAAGGAGCAACCCUAACCCCACAAGGAAGCAAGUCAGUGACAGCCUUCAUGGUAACAUCUGUAGAUGCACAGGCUAUCGUCCUAUCAUGGAUGCAUUUUGGACAUUUUCCAAGGAGACUUGUUGUUCCCCAGAGAAUGGAGGCUGUUGCCAGGAUACAGAUUUGUCCUGUCCCCAGGGUAACUCUGCUGGUUGCUGCCGGGGUCAACCAGCUAAACUGACAGACAUCUCUUCUCUCUCCCUGUAUGACCCAACACAGGAACCAAUUUUCCCACCCGAAUUACAGGUUGAAGGGUUGUGCGAGAACCUAGUCUGUUUUAGAGGUCGGCGUGUAACUUGGUACCGUCCGGUUACUUUGUCUCAAGCCCUACAGAUCAAGUCUGAAAAUCCUGAUGCUCAGAUAGCUUCAGGAUGCACAUUUCUGGCUCAGCAGCUGAAGACCUGUGUUCAGGAAGUGAUAGUUAUUGACAUAAGUGGCCUCAAAGAACUUAAAAGUCAUGAGAUCAAGAAUGGAGUUCUAAUGCUGGGAGCAGGACUCAGUAUGGCUGACCUCAUAGAUCUCAGUGACCAUGGAGAUCUUGCGGAAGUGUCUCUUGUACAAGCUGUUCCCAAAGUGCUGGAGUCCUGGGGAUCACAGCUGAAGAACUCUGCGACACUUGGUGGUCAUAUCAUGUUAAGAGGGGCACGCUAUGACCUGAUGCCUCUCUUAGUGGCUGGAGACUGCUUUGCUCUAGUCGCAUCUAAAGCAGAUGCAGAAAGGAAGAUACAACUGAAGGAAGCAUUUUUGCGUGAUUCAAAUCCACUUAAGCCAUGCGAAAUUUUGAUCUCAGUGGGUGUUCCGUGUGCGCAGAAGUUUGUGCAAACCUUUAAAGUGGCCAAAAGAAAACACCAGGACUUAGCCUCUCUGAGCGCUGCCUUCUUCCUAGGUAUUUCACCAUCAGAAAAGCUCAAAAUUGAUGAUGCUCAAAUCACAUAUGGAGGAAAUAUCCCCUCAUUGAUUGUCCCUGUUGAAACAACGAAAUUUUUGGCUGGCAGGAAAGUGUCUGAGGAGAUGAUUGGUGAAGCUAUGCUGGCCCUCCAGUCAGAAUUGCUCCCAUUUGAGGGGAAAGGCCUGUCUAAGACCCAGUCACUAUGGGCUCAGGGAUUUCUCUCCAAGUGCCUCCUGGAGCUGAUUGCUGGAAACCAACAGGGAGACAGAGUCACUACAAACGAACAACCCGAUAUCUAUAAAUCAUGUCAGAUAUUUGAGAUAGACCAAGAGGGCACCUUUUCUAAACUGAAGGCGGUUGGUCAGCCACUAACCCAUUCCACAGGUGAAGAACAGGCUACAGGAGAAGCUGUGUUUAUUGAUGACAUACCAAUGACUGUGGGUGAACUGUACAUGUAUCCUGUUUUGAGCACUCAACAUCAUGCUAAGAUAACGGGCGUUGACUUGUCCGAGGCAUUGUCUAUGCCAGGUGUACAUGGCUACAUUGACCACAAGGACGUCCCAGGUGUAAAUUUUGUGUUUGCUGAAUAUGCCGAUGAAGAGCUCCUGGCCACUGACACAGUGCAUCAUUGUGGUCAGAUUAUCUGUGGGAUAGUGGCUACCGACCGGGAUACAGCUGUCUCGGCAGCUCAGUGUGUCAAGGUCACGUACGAGGACCUCACUCCAGUUAUAUUGACCAUACAGGAGGCCAUCGAGGCCAAAUCUUUCUUGGGGUUGCCUUGGCGGGUAACACGUGGGAAUUUGGAGGCCGGCUUUGCUCAGAGCGAUGAGGUUCUAGAAGGGGAACUGUCUACAAAGGGCCAGAAACACAUCUACCUGGAGACGCUGGGAGCACUAAGUGUUCCCAGGGAGAGGGACCAAAUAGAAGUGUACACAGGCACACAGCUUUGCCAUACUCUGCAGAUAGCUGUGGCUGAGGUCCUGGGUGUGCCCGCUCACAAUGUUGUGGUGAAGGUGAAGAGAAUCGGGGGUGGCUUUGGGGGUAAGGAAUCUCGAUCCUUACUACCCUCCAUGAUUACCGCGCUCGCAGCUCGCAAGUUCCGACGACCAGUGCGCUGUAUCUUCAACCGCAAAGAUGACACACUGAUUAAUGGAGGCAGGCACCCAUCUCUAGCUAGAUAUAAGGUUGGCUUUACAAAGGAAGGCAAGAUCAUAGCAUUACAAACCAUGCUGUACACAAAUGGAGGUAUAACCAAAGAGACUUCAAAUUCUGUUAUAAAAUUAGCUGUAAUACGUGGAGAGAGCUGCUAUAACAUCCCCAACGUGCUGGUGGAGGGACGAGUGUGUCGGACUAACCAUUCAUCACACGCCUCACUGAGAGGCUUCGGUUGCCCACAGAUGUUAUGGAUAGUGGAGAACAUCCUGACAGCUGUGGCCACUCACUUGUCACUUCAACCACACAAGGUCCGUGAGUUGCAGCUGUACAAAGAAGGGGAGACAACCAUAACAAACUGUUUCCUGGAGAAUUUCAAGCUUCCGAAGUGUUGGGAGGAGUGUAAAUCCUUGGCCGAUUUUGACAAGCGCUCACAGCUUGUGAAGGAAUUCAACAGUACCAAUAAGCAGAGGAAGAGAGGAUUGGCCAUUCAGCCCAUGAUGUUUGGUAUAGGGAUCUAUGACAAGUUUUUGAACCAGGCUGGGGCUUUGGUCCAUAUCUACACAGAUGGGUCAGUGCUUGUGACACACGGUGGGUGUGAAAUGGGACAAGGUCUCCAUACCAAGAUAAAACAGAUUGCCUCUGACACACUGGGCAUCUCCUUCGACAAGGUCCUUGUCAGUGAGACUUGCACCAACAUGGUGCCCAAUGCCACGGCCACAGUGGCCAGCGUUAGCACUGAGCUGAAUGGAAGAGCGGUGCAUGCCGCCUGCAUCACCCUGGUGGAGAGACUGCGGCCAUUCCGUGAGGCUGAUCCCCAGGCGGGAUGGGAGAAGUGGGUGUCAGCGGCUUAUUUCAGCAGGGUCAGUCUCUCAACCACUGGAUUCGUAAGUUAUGGAGAUUUUGGGUUUGACUUUGACACAUGUAAAGGCCCUGACUGCAUGUACCUCACAUGUGGGGUGGGGUGUUCAGAGGUGGAGGUGGACUGCCUCACAGGAGAGCACAAGUUGGUGAGGACGGACAUUGUGAUGGAUGUGGGGAGAAGCAUUAACCCAGCGGUGGACAUCGGUCAGAUUGAGGGUGGCUUUGUACAGGGAUAUGGGUACUACAUGAUGGAGGAGGUGGUGCACUCUCCCGAGGGAAAGCUUCUCACAGACAGCCCCCUGACAUAUAAGAUACCCCUAGCAGCUGAUAUACCAGCACAAUUCAAUGUGGCUCUACUCAAGAAUAAUCUCAAUGAUAAAGGCAUUUAUUCCUCCAAGGGUAUUGGUGAGCCGCCGCUCCUGCUGGCUCUGUCCGUCUACCUGGCCACUCAUGAUGCCGUGAAGAGCGCCCGUGUGGAAAGGGGGUUGUCAGAGGUGUUCUAUUUGGAACAUCCAUCCAUUCCCGCUAAUGUCCUCAAAGCCUUGAACUGAGGAAUGAUUGUUUACUAAACUCAAUUAGUCUGUCACCCAAACUUUGGGGAGUAUGCAUACACAUUACGCUCAUUUUGUAGAGCAAUGAAGCUAUAAGCAUUAACUGGCGUUGUGAUGUUGAUUAACACCAGCUAGUAAAAAAAAAAUGGCGAUUUAAGGGAUUUAAGUCAUGGAAAUACUAUCAAAUUGUAUGAAAAUGAUUCAUGAAUAAAAUGCAGGACUUAGCAUUGUGUCUAAAACCAUUAACUUCUUCUGCAACUGGAAUAAAAAGUUGGGCUUUAAACCUACCUUCAGUCCCUUUCACUAUCGGCAAUGGAUACACCCAUAAUGCAUUUUAUGAGGUGUACGUGUAGUUUGGUGUAGAGUGACAAUUAGUUGUGAUGUCCUGCCACCAAAAAUGUGAAAAUGAAAAAAAUAAUUUUGUUCUAAUGAUUGUCAUUUUGGUUUAUCUGUCAUGAAAAUGAUUCUCAGGUUUAUACCCACCCUGUUGUUUUGUUCAUUAUGAUGCUCUAUUACCAGUUUAAUGGCUUGAAUUGAACAACUCACUUUGCAAAUAUAGUGCUAUAGUGCCAUUAUUAUAUAAUUUUAAUGACAGCACACAUGUAAUAGCAGUGCUAAUUGUGUUAUGUUUAACAUUAACAUGUUGUUUUCUCCUGAGCAUUAAUGCAUAAUUACCCCAUGCACAAUGUAGCUAGUUAUUGCGUAGUCUCUCAUGCCAGACCGUUUUAACCUACCUGCGGUUGUACGCUCAGUAGAAAUACCCAUAAUACUCUGAUACAAGUAGACAGUGAUGUAAUCAGUUUUAGCCAAUGAACAUUCUGUACGAGACCAAAAAGCCUUCUCAAAAGACUACAAAUUUUCAUUGGUUGAAGUGUGGAUAUGUCUUUAUUAAUAUUCAUCAUUAACCCAGAACUGGCAAAAUUUGAGAAAUUAGCUAGGAAGCUGAGGUCAUUGUUUGUCACAAAUUGGGAUAAAAAAGCUAUGCAUAUAUCAGAGACAAAAUGUCUUCAAGCCAUUCUACAGGGACAAGAUGUUUUUAUGUGCCGAAAGACUGGAGUAGUGCAAUCAUGCUGUCAACAGUAUCCUUAGAACAACGUCAGCAAAACCCCUAUUGUUAUGGCUGUGUCACCAUUGGGGAACCUAGAUUACGAAAAUAGUUUGUAAUAUUUUGGAAAUAAAACUCAAGAUUUGACA